AUGGCGACACAAGACAUCUCCGCGCACGCGACGGAACCUCAGCCGGUGCCCAAAGAAGAAAUCCAGGAAGAAUCACAAUCGCACUUGGAUGAAGGGAAGCUGAAACAGUUCUUUAUUGGAUCCAUAGAUCAAGGAACUACGAGUACUCGCUUUAUCAUCUUCGAUGGUCUCGGUGAACCCGUAGCCCAACAUCAGAUUGAAUUCACCCAAAAGUAUCCUCAAUCAGGAUGGCAUGAACACGAUCCAUGGGAAAUUAUUGACACCGUGGAACAAUGCAUCGACAGGGCUACAAACAUUUUCUUGGACAAUGGCCACAAUAUCGAGGACAUCAAGGCUAUUGGUAUCACCAACCAGCGUGAGACCACAGUGGUGUGGGACACUACCACUGGCCUGCCUAUUUGCAACGCAAUCGCUUGGCCAGAUACCAGGACUAAGGGGUUAGUGCGUGAGCUGAAGGAUCGAAAGGGUGCUGAUGAGUUGUUGAAUUUGACCGGUCUUCCUCUUUCAACCUACCCGUCAUCGGUCAAACUGCGCUGGCUGCUCGAUCAUGACGAAAACGUCAGGAGUGCGUACGAAGAAAAAAGACUUUCGUUCGGCACCAUCGAUUCUUGGAUAUUAUACAACCUGAACGGUGGAAAGGAUGGCGGAAUUCACGUAACAGAUUCAACUAAUGCAUCAAGAACCAUGUUCGUCAAUCUGCACACCGUUCAAUACGAUGACAAGCUUCUGGACUUUUUCGGAAUCGAUCGCACCAAGGUAAAAUUACCAAAAAUCGUCCCGUCUUCAUCGCCAGACGAAUUUGGGUACAUAAGAACCGGUAUACUGGAAGGUGUACGGAUUGCGGGGUGUCUCGGUGAUCAAUCUUCGGCUCUAGUUGGUCAACAAGGGUUCACGCCUGGUUCAGCAAAGAAUACGUACGGCACGGGCUGUUUCCUGCUGUACAAUGUUGGCGAAAAGCCUGUUAUCUCCUCGCACGGCCUUCUGGCCACCGUGGCGUAUGAUUUUGGUGGGAAACGGAAGCCAGUGUAUGCACUCGAAGGUAGCAUCGCCGUGGCGGGCAGUGGCGUCAAGUUUCUCAUGAACAAUAUGGGCUUCAUUACACAUUCGCACAAGAUUAGCGACUUGGCAGCCUCUGUCGAAGACAAUGGUGGAUGCGUCUUUGUCACGGCUUUCAGUGGUCUUUUUGCACCUUACUGGAUCGACGAUGCAAAAGGCACCAUAUUCGGGAUCACUCAAUUCACAGAGCGGGGCCACAUCGCUCGCGCAACCCUUGAGGCAACGUGUUUCCAGACAAGGGCAAUUCUCGACGCCAUGGAACUAGACAGUGGUCACAAGCUCAAUAUGCUUGCAGUUGACGGUGGAAUGAGUAAUUCUAAUUUGUGUAUGCAGACUCAGGCAAAUAUCAUUGGCAUUCCUGUAGAUCGUCCGGCAAUGCGCGAAACUACUGCGUUAGGUGCCGCCAUCGCAGCUGGAUUUGCUGUUGGCGUAUGGAAAGAAUUUGAAGAGCUGAAGGAAAUCAAUCAGAAAGAUCGCAUGAUUUUUAAACCAAACGUGGACAAAGAGGUCGGUGAGAAGAUGUUCAAGAAAUGGGGACGGGCUGUCGAGAUGUGCCGCGGCUGGUUAGAUGCUGGUGAAGCUAAUGGAGAAUUCUCAUAA
Bipolaris zeicola 26-R-13 is the source of this 1656-nucleotide messenger RNA. RefSeq lists its product as uncharacterized. The record is from RefSeq and is a predicted model, not a curated record. Lineage: Eukaryota; Fungi; Ascomycota; Dothideomycetes; Pleosporales; Pleosporaceae. Gene Ontology annotation, cellular component: mitochondrion. Gene Ontology annotation, biological process: triglyceride metabolic process; glycerol metabolic process; glycerol-3-phosphate biosynthetic process. Bases 1 to 1656 code for a protein of 551 amino acids. Gene Ontology annotation, molecular function: glycerol kinase activity. The transcript is spliced from 6 exons.